Saimiri boliviensis boliviensis (Bolivian squirrel monkey) is the source of this 4731-nucleotide messenger RNA. It is a transcript of the gene FERMT1, whose product is annotated as FERM domain containing kindlin 1. The record is from RefSeq and is a predicted model, not a curated record. Gene Ontology annotation, cellular component: focal adhesion. Lineage: Eukaryota; Metazoa; Chordata; Mammalia; Primates; Cebidae. Gene Ontology annotation, molecular function: integrin binding. Gene Ontology annotation, biological process: integrin-mediated signaling pathway; cell-matrix adhesion.
CUGGAGUCUCCCCGGGUCGGGCGCCUCCGCCUUGGAGAGAGUCACACGCGGCACACCCUCUUACUCAGAGACGAAUCGCUCUGUUGCCGCCCCUGGCUGACCACAGGUGCUCCAGGGCUCUUUCUAAAGGAGACAGCUAUUCUAGCCGGGAGGCUGGAGUCUCCCGGCCCUGAGGCCCCGGGGUGUGAGGGAUGGGUUUGCCUGGAAGGAGAGGAAGUGGCCGCGCGGCUUUAAUCAUCUGGGCUGGUCCCCGGCGGGCCUUGGGGGACAGGGAGACUGGAGGCGGCCUUAAAGCGGCUAGAAGAGAGGUCGCGAGAGGAGCUGCAGAGUGAGCGUGCGUCCAGCUUCUCGCCGCCAAGCCGCCCUUCCGCCACCCUUUGCCCUUAAAAAUCUGCAGACUGCGCCUCCUCUCCGAGGGAGCGAGACCUAGCAGGCCCGGGGCUGGGCGUGCCCUCGCCUGCGCCGCCGCGCGCUGCCCUCAGCCGGGCCGCUGGGGGCCGCGCAGGGCGGGGACAGUGCACCUGGCACUUUGCGCCCGGCUGGCGGCGGACACCGAGCCUCAGCGGGGGAUCCCGGGGCAGCUUCGCCCGCGCGCCCUGGCUCCAGCCCACCCCUGCUGCAGCCUUAGCUGGGCAGCCGCCGACACUGGACGCCCCCCGCGCCCCACUUCGCCAGCGCCUCCUCCCCCGGCUCUGCCCCCGGCGGUUUGUAGGGACUCAGCUCUCCACGUGCACGUCUGCGAAGCGGGACGCAACAGGCUCCUGGAAAGAAGACACCAGCAUUUGCUACAAUGCUGUCAUCCACUGACUUUACAUCUGCCUCCUGGGAGCUUGUGGUUCGCGUUGAUAAUCCCAAUGAAGAAGAGCAGAAAGAUGUCACACUGCGAGUGUCUGGAGACCUUCAUGUCGGGGGAGUGAUGCUCAAGUUAGUAGAACAGAUCAACAUAUCUCAAGACUGGUCAGACUUUGCUCUUUGGUGGGAACAGAAGCGUUGCUGGCUUCUGAAAACCCACUGGACCCUGGACAAAUAUGGGGUCCAGGCAGAUGCAAAGCUUCUCUUCACCCCUCAGCAUAAAAUGCUGCGCCUUCGCCUGCCGAAUUUGAAGAUGGUGAGGUUGCGAGUCAGCUUCUCAGCUGUGGUUUUUAAAGCUGUCAGUGAUAUCUGCAAAACCCUGAAUAUUAGAAGAUCAGAAGAGCUUUCCUUGUUAAAGCCUUCUGGUGACUAUUUUAAGAAGAAGAAGAAAAAAGACAAAAAUAAUAAGGAACCUGUAAUUGAAGAUAUUCUAAACCUAGAGAGUUCUCCAACAGCUUCUGGUUCACCAGCAAGUCCUGGUUUAUACAGUAAAACCAUGACCCCUAUAUAUGACCCCAUCAAUGGAACACCAGCAUCGUCCACCAUGACUUGGUUCAGUGACAGCCCUUUGACGGAGCAAAACUGCAGCAUCCUUGCAUUCAGCCAACCCCUGCAGUCCCCAGAAGCACUUGCGGAUAUGUACCAGCCUCGGUCUCUGAUUGAUAAAGCCAAGCUCAAUGCAGGUUGGCUGGACUCCUCACGCUCCCUUAUGGAACAAGGCAUCCACGAGGAUGAGCAGCUGCUGUUACGAUUUAAAUACUACUCUUUCUUCGACUUGAAUCCUAAAUAUGAUGCUGUCCGAAUAAACCAACUCUAUGAACAAGCCAGGUGGGCCAUUCUCUUAGAAGAAAUUGAUUGCACAGAGGAAGAAAUGUUGAUCUUUGCAGCUCUACAGUACCACAUUAGCAAACUGUCAUUGUCUGCUGAAAUACAGGAUUUUACAAACGAGUCCGAGGUUGAUGAAAUAGAAGCAGCGCUUUCUAAUUUGGAAGUAACCCUAGAAGGUGGAAAAGCAGACAGCCCUUUGGAGGACAUUACUGACAUCCCUACACUCGCAGAUAAUCUCAAAUUAUUUAGGCCCAAGAAGUUGCUACUAAAAGCUUUCAAACAGUAUUGGUUUGUCUUUAAAGACACAUCCAUAGCCUAUUUUAAAAAUAAGGAACUUGAACAAGGAGAACCAGUAGAAAAACUAAAUCUUAGAGGCUGUGAAGUUGUGCCAGAUGUAAAUGUAGCAGGGAGAAAAUUUGGAAUCAAGUUACUAAUUCCUGUGGCCGAUGGUAUGAAUGAAAUGUAUUUGAGAUGUGACCAUGAGAAUCAAUACGCCCAAUGGAUGGCUGCCUGCAUGUUGGCAUCGAAGGGCAAAACCAUGGCAGACAGCUCCUACCAGCCAGAGGUCCUCAACAUUCUUUCAUUUCUGAGAAUGAAAAACAGGAACUCUGCAUCUCAGCUGACUUCCAGUCUCGAAAACAUGGAUGUGAACCCAGAAUGUUUUGUGUCACCACGGUGUGCAAAAAAACACAAAUCUAAACAGCUGGCUGCCCGGAUCCUGGAGGCGCACCAGAACGUGGCCCAGAUGCCCCUGGUCGAAGCCAAGCUGCGGUUCAUCCAGGCGUGGCAGUCACUGCCUGAGUUUGGCCUCACCUACUACCUUGUCAGAUUUAAAGGAAGCAAGAAAGAUGAAAUUCUGGGAGUUUCAUAUAACAGGUUGAUUAAAAUCGAUGCCACCACUGGGAUUCCAAUGACAACGUGGAGAUUCACAAAUAUCAAACAGUGGAAUGUAAACUGGGAAACCCGGCAGGUGGUAAUCGAGUUUGACCAAAACGUCUCUACUGCAUUCACCUGCUUGAGUGCAGAUUGCAAGAUUGUGCACGAGUACAUUGGGGGCUACAUUUUCUUGUCCACCCGCUCCAAGGACCAGAAUGAAACACUUGAUGAGGACUUGUUCCACAAAUUGACCGGCGGUCAGGACUGAAGCAAGCACGUGCCUGCUCGGCUCACACCAGCAGGGCAAACCAAAGGCGGCCCUCCCCGGAGGGGUGGGAUCCCUGACUUGCUCAGCAUGAAGAUUCUGGACUAACAGACAAUAUACGUUCACCUCUGGUCACCCGGAGCCUCACCUUAUUUCAAACCCACUGGGUUUUUCCUUUUUGGCACAUCCCUUUCCACAUCCCUUUCCUUACUUUGCCCUGUGCUGCCAGGAAGGAGCCGCUCUUGUUUUUUCUAUAAAACGGGUGGGCAGGAGAAAGGAAGGUGCCCUAAGAUUGCUCUAAGGCCCAGCCUGUGGUUAUAGAUCUGUGACUUGUAGAACCUGCCAGGUGUAUGGCUAGACGUUGUCCUUGCGCUGAUCUGUCUCAUUACUAAGUCAAUGGAGAAGACAAAGGUAAAAAUCACGUAUCUGGUUUACAUCAUAAAGUACAGUUCUCAUUUUACAAACUCAGGUAUGAAACGAAACACUUGUCCUUCAUGGAACUGAUUUUAGCUCCUGUCUUUUCAAAAUGGCAGAGGGAGUUCCUACACACACUUUUUCCCUGGAGGCCAAGUCUAGGGGUAGAAAGGGGAGGGGUGGGGCUACCAGGUAGCAGCUGACGACCAAAGGCUCGAGCAGUGGCCCUCAGUGUCAUCUGUCCACAGCGCUAUCUGCCAAGAUGACCACUGACCCACAUCUGGUCUUGGUCAUUGGUCUCAGGUUUCUCCUGCCACCUGCAAGCCCCAUUCCGUUCCUACAGGUCUCUCAGCCAUCUGUAAGUCCUUUGUGAAGAUGUGGGUGACACGAGGGUACAGGAAAACCCAUUCCUCAACCCAGAUCCACGUCUCAACUGCUUCUACUCUGCGUUGGCGUUCAGGAAGACAGGCCCAGUUCUCUCUAUCCAUAGAAACACCUCCCAGCAUAGAGGAUUCCAGUCAGGUCUCUAUCCCAACUGGUCAGGGAGAGAAGGGCAGACCUGUUGUCAAAGACCACCAUGUCCAAGCUCUGGUGGCUCCCCACUGGCUGCCACCACAGGGGCUUUGGGCUGGUCUGGAUCAUGGGGAAGCAUCCCUCAUACUGCUGGUCAGAUACCAAAUCUCCUGGAUUUGGCAUCUAUGUUGGUACAACUCCUGCCCUUUUCUCUAAAGGCCUUUGGCUUUUAUAAAUCACAAGCCAGUAACAGACUUCCCCCCACCGCCGCUCUGUUUUCUGCUGUGUCAUCUCCGCCUUGAGACCGUGCUUGCCUUAAGACAGUGAGCCAAUUAACAGCUGCCUGAAUCGUCAUUUUCCACUUUGGUUUGUUAGAGGUGGGAGGGGUGGGUUUUGAGAAGGUUAAAAGCAAUACCCAAAGUAAAGGGAAAUGUCAGACAAUAUUUUAUCAUUUUGUAUAGAUGUUCUCCUGCCAUACAAAGAAUUUGGGCUGCAAGGAUAAGGCAAAGGCUCCCAUCCUAUUUCUCCUAGGAUGCAUUCUUUGGGAGCCUGGCCAGAGUUCCAAGGCCCGCGAGCGUCAGCUGUUGUUUUAUUUCCCAACAAAGCCCUCUGACAAAUGAGACCUCAGCAAUUCCGGGAGCCACGUAGAGACAGCCUUGGCGAGGGGCCCCGAGGUCCUGAGCCAGCAGCUGCCAUCCGGAAAUUCCUCUUUCAGCCUCUCCUUAGAGGUGAAUGUGAAUGAAGCCUCCCAGGCACCCGCUGAAUUUCUGAGGCCUUGUUAAAGCUUGGAAGUGCCUUAGGCAUUUGGGAAAUGUGGUUUACAUCAUAAAGAACUUGAUUUGAAAUGUUUUCUAUAGAAACAGGUGCUCAGUGUACUGUGUUAUACUUGGUGUUGGUCAUUUCUCAGUCCGGGGCUCUAUCAUUUUAGAACCUUGUCAGUUAUUUCAGAUUAUAACUGGCCCUGCAUUAAAAUAAUGUAUCUU